AUGACCGACGUCCUGCCACUCUUUUGUCUCGUCGAGGGACAUUCCACGUCGAGAGCUUUUAUUAUCGACGUUCCCGCGGCACAUACUGUUGCCAACCUUGAGAGCCUCAUCAAGGCCAAAAGGACUCCCGAGUUUGAUGACAUUGCCGCAGAUAAGCUCACUCUCUGGCUCGUCUCGAUUCCUGUCCUCGAUGAUGAAGAUGAUGGGGAACCUGCCGUCAUGCUCGACGGUCUGAGCGAGAAGAAGGAGCUCAAGCCGACAACGCGUCUCUCCAAGCUAUUUCCAGAGGGUUUACCUAAAGACGCCGUCCAUAUCAUUGUGCAACGGCCACCAGCAGCGGUGCCUGUCCCAAUGAAGACUGUUGCAUACGGUGAUAUUGGUCCUGAACUGGAGCGUAUUAUCGAGAACGCAAGCCGGGACCACUGCAACCGUUCCGUGGAUGCAAAGGAUGUUCAAGCCUACCAAACAAAGAAGCUAGGCUCCUUCUACAAGAAACCCCUGCCAUAUGAUGCGGGAGCAACUAACCUAAGUCUCGUGAUGCUGGGAAAGGUGCUGGACAAGGAACCGUCGUCCGAGGAAAACGAGACAUUGCAUGGCAUUGUUGAGGAGGAUAUCGACACGAAUAGUGAAUACCGCAUGGUGGCCCUGGUUGGUCCAUCAGGUUCAGGAAAGACUGCCACGGUGAUUGAGCUGGCCAAGACGCACUUUGUUGUUUAUGCCGUGUGUUGCGACCCGAGCACCCACUCUUCUCCGGAUUUCAAGGAUCUGAACUUUGUGGAGCUUGCACAGGAUGUCGAGAAGAUAUGCAGGAAGGACCUUCCAAAGCCAGAGCCAAGAUCAUUGGAAGAUCUGGUGGCGAAUGAUUUAGCCAUGAAACAACGUGCUGAAGAUCGGGUCAACAUCGAAUUCUUGGCACGAUUCCUUUUCCUACAGCUUCUCCUCGACAAGAAUCCUGAUCUCGAACCGCUGCAGUUCUUCCGCGAACAGAUCAAUGGAGGGCCCUUGACGAUUAGGAAGCUGGUUGGGAGGAUGCGUGAGUAUGAUACGGAUACGAUCUGUGCAAUGCUCAGUCAUGUGCAGGACAAGCUACAGGACUACCUUGCUCCACGACGACUGGGGCUAGUGAUCGCCCUAAAUGAGGCUCAGAUUGCAAGAAAUCGCAUCCUGCCUGACAUGUUCAUCGCACCAUCUGCGUUUAUCGGCAUCCAGCAGGUUCUCGACGACAAGAACAGGUCAACAAGUUUCGUAAGAAUAACGCACUUUCCCUCGUUCGAUGAAGACGACGUGGAACGCGUGCUAUCGGAACUUGUCGACACAUCCGGCUGCACUUUGCCGCCUGACAUGCGCCACAUGCUUACGGGACGACCUCGAUUCUCGGUUAUAGUUGUCCAGCACCUUUUCAAGUGCGACUCUGGCCAGGAUUCCAAACAAACCAGGUUGGAAAAUGCAAUCAGAUCAGCGACGAAGCAAAUAAAGGCUGACCUGGGAAGCAUUGUGCGCAGUCUUAUUGAGAACGACAAGACAGGAGAGGCAGCACGUAUACUCGGCCGCAUGGUUAUGGCGUACAAACUGCAAGGCGGUAAGAUAUCGUUUGCAAUCGUCGGACAGUUUGACUUUGUGGACAAGGCUCUGUGCAAGCUGCUGCAGCGCCCCGACGGUGUCCGCUAUAUCAUGAACGAGCCGAUGGUGAUUGAGGCAGUGCAGCAGGUGUUGGAUGUCUCAGAAAUGGAUGCCGAGUUUAUGGAAUAUCUCGAUCAGUUUGACCGGAUCGUUGCGAACUUUGGCGUAAACUCAGCAGCAAAGGGAGUUGUGUUGCAACAGCUCGUUCGACGGUCACUGCAGCGUUUCAACAGCUUCCGUCUUGUGGACCUCCCUUUCCUCCAAGGCAUCAGAUUGCCCGCAUGGUGCUCCGCGCUCGAGCUUCAAAUCGACGAAAUCAACACGGCCAAUGGCUUUGGAUACACCGCUGAAGGCAUCGAGGCCGAUCUCGAGUUUCUCAGGGUCUGUCCUUCGAACAAGAUGCUGAUUGCACAUUCUGGCACACGUCCGGAUGGAGCAUGGUUCUUCUCUGACAAACGUUACGCUGGCUCCCUCGCAAUCAAACUAUACAGCGACCCUCUGCCACAGGAGAUAUACAGGGAGAACGUGAUAUCCAGUGACAUUCGACGCUGUUUCUUGAAGGACGGUACCAGUUUGCACCCACCACUGAAAAGGAUGCGGGAUGAGUUUGAAGCUUCCGACACUCCUGGUGAGGUAAAGGGCAUGCUUCGCAUUCAUCUCGAGUUCCCCAGGGUCCAGGGCGGUAGGCCAAUUACCUGUGUCAAAACGGACCUCGCUACCGGCAACGAGGAUGUGAUGGUCCACAUCGACUUGUCGAAUAUGGAUGAGUUUUUUUAUGAAGGUCCCGAGGAAAAUCGGCAGGAUAUCCAGCGCCUGAAGAAAAUGAUCAAGUAUAUCUCGACAAAGUAA
Gamsiella multidivaricata is the source of this 2469-nucleotide messenger RNA. RefSeq lists its product as uncharacterized. Lineage: Eukaryota; Fungi; Mortierellomycota; Mortierellomycetes; Mortierellales; Mortierellaceae. The record is from RefSeq and is a predicted model, not a curated record. The transcript has 3 exons. Bases 1 to 2469 code for a protein of 822 amino acids.